AUGAGAUUCUCUACCAAUCCCACCCAAGCAGAACUCUACACCGAGCAGGUGGCCAUGCUCAGGCUCAAGGCCGACGCCCGGCACGCCGAGAUGCUGGUCAUCCAUGGCACGCCUGAAAAUCUCAAGAACAAGAUCAUCGAGCUCUACCGCAACAAGUGUGCUCACAUCAACGAGCCAGACCCCCACAUCAACAAUUCUCCCGGCCCCAUCGACCAACCCCCUCGCUGGUCUGCCUGGCUCUUCUCUGUGGGUCGCGAGCCCAACAUGAUCACCUAUGAGGGCGAAGGCGAGUCUCUCCAGGAGGCUUUGAUCGAUCUGUAUCAGAUCGUGCAGGACGGCGAGCAAGCUUACCGCCUGUUGAUUGAGGAGGAGCGGGAGAGACGCUCUCACCCCGAGCAGUUCGCUCCCAAGGGCGCUUUCAAGGUGCAUCCUGAGCUCGAGACCGUCAAGGUCACUUAGUCGUUGCAGCUGCGCAGUGAACAAUAGAGGGGCGUUUUUGGGCUAGGAAGUCACUUCACUUGUAAUCAAACUCACUCCCGC
Molecule: messenger RNA, 540 nt
Organism: Aureobasidium pullulans EXF-150
Lineage: Eukaryota; Fungi; Ascomycota; Dothideomycetes; Dothideales; Saccotheciaceae
Exons: 2
Coding region: 1-459 (152 amino acids)
Source: RefSeq, a predicted model, not a curated record